AGUGCUGUGAAUGGCCAAUGGGAGUUGCCUAGUGGAGCAAACCCAGUGCGCUGCCUUCCCAUUCAUUCAGAGCAGAUCAGGCCUACAGAGCAAGAGGGAGCGCACUGAGGACGCUGCGUUUUUCUCUGUUUUUUUCCCCUCUCCGGAGCGCAGCGCAGAUUAAAUUAGACUUAAAAGCAAAGAAAACAAACGGCGCUCCUAUAAAACUGUUGGAUAUAAACUCGCAGUUCUCUCUGGACCUUUUUUGUUGUUGUUCUUCAACUUUUCCACCGGGGACUCCUCUAACUGGCUCCUCUCGCCUUCACCAAUCUGCAUCUCCAAGUGCGUAGCGGCGCCCCACGGGUGACUUCUUUGCUUUAACGGAGCUCCACCGUGGAUUUAUGCACGCGCAGCUCAGCGCUGAACUUUUCCCCCACGCAGACACCCAAAGCAAAGGAAAUAACGCAGGAUUCGGUUCCAGCUUGGAUUAUCUAACCCAGCGUUAUGCGUUAGACCUGCUCCUGUUGGAUGGAGUUUUACUAAAUAAUUUGGUUGAUGGAUUCCACGUUAUGGAUGCUUGCAUAUAGGUUUUCCAAUGCAUGUCCACGGUGAAUGUCGGAAGUGGUGAUCCCCCCAGAUGGAGCUCCAAAGUCAACAUGGCCCCGCCGGAUCAUUAGUGGUGAUCCAGCAGCCUUCCCUCGACACCCGGCAGAGGUCGGAUUACGAGCGGGAGCUCCAGCAUGCCGCCAUACUCUCUCUGGAACAAAUCAAGGCCAUCCGCUCCAGCAAUGAGUACACAGAGGGGCCCUCGGUGGCGCGGAGGCCCCCAGCACCCCGUGUGGCCCCCAGGCCCCAGGAUAAACAAGAAAGGACUCAUGAGGUCAUCCUUGUCAAUGUGAACAACAACUACGAGCGCCAGCCAUCGGGCCAUCACCACCACCACGGUGGGAGUAGCAUGGUGGUUGUUGCUGCGGGGCCUCAGUACGGCGGCUCUCGGGCCCCUGGACUCAGCCGCUCCACCAGCACAGGAAGUGCUGCCAGUUCAGGGAGCAACAGCAGUGCCUCCUCUGAGCAGGGACUCCUGACGCGUUCACCACCAACGAGGCCCGGGGUGGGCUUACAGCACCACCACAGAGCAGAGCGACCUGUUCGGACUCAGCCCAAAUCCAAGCCGCUAUUACAGCCCCAGCAGGGGCACCAGACUCCCCUGGAGGCUCCACUUAAGCCCCCAACCAAAGGGAAAUCAGACUUUGGGGUAGUGGCCGCCGCCGGGCACCAGUUCAUCUGCGAGCGCUGUGGGAAGUGUAAAUGCAGCGACUGCACGGCCCCCAGGAGCCUGCCCUCUUGUUUGGCAUGUAAUGGACAGUGCCUGUGCUCGGCGGAGAGCGCACUGGAGCACGGCACGUGCAUGUGCCUGGUCAAAGGCAUCUUCUACCACUGCUCCAACGACGACGAGGGGGAUUCAUGCGCUGACCACCCCUGUUCGCUGUCACGCUCCCACUGCUGCUCCCGCUUCCUGUGCAUGGGAUUAAUGUCGGUACUCUUCCCCUGUCUGCUGUGCUACCCACCUGUCAAGGGCUGUCUGAAGGCGUGCCAGGGCUGCUAUGACCGGGUCAACCGGCCCGGCUGUCGCUGCAAGAACUCCAACACUGUGUAUUGUAAACUGGAGAGCUGGGCCCCACAGAGCCAGGAAAAGCCUUCCUGAUCGCUUCCUGUGUGUGUGUGUGUGUGUUUGUGUGUGCGUGUGUGAGUGCGUGUGUGAGUGCGCGCGGGACGCUCCUGACGUGGAUCAUAUGAUAACAGUAAAAAUAGUGACAGCCACAGAUUAAUGUUUAUCAAACAUUCUAAGCACCUCCCACAUGACUCCUCUCCUGGCUGCAGAACCCGAAGGAGCUACAAAGGAGUAACGAAAACCACUCAAUAAUUUUAUUAUUUUUUUGCUCUCUUCUGGAUCAGGACCAUGUUUUUGUUUUAUUUUACAGACCAGUGUUUGCCUUAAGUCUCUUUCUCUGUCUGUCCUCAGCUCCCUGAAUAACACUAUUUUUUAAAAUUCUAAUUCAAAAAAAA
This is a messenger RNA of Cyprinodon variegatus (sheepshead minnow), 2046 nucleotides long. It is a transcript of the gene spry1, whose product is annotated as sprouty RTK signaling antagonist 1. The record is from RefSeq and is a predicted model, not a curated record. Gene Ontology annotation, cellular component: cytosol; membrane. Bases 617 to 1684 code for a protein of 355 amino acids. The transcript is spliced from 2 exons. Gene Ontology annotation, biological process: negative regulation of Ras protein signal transduction; animal organ development; negative regulation of MAP kinase activity. NCBI's taxonomy places the organism in Eukaryota, Metazoa, Chordata, Actinopteri, Cyprinodontiformes, Cyprinodontidae.